UAUGUCGUUUUCACACUUUGUAAAUUCAUUCUGCGGGGCAGAUUUGAUCCUCUGGCGGACCGCUCUUGGCCCCGUGGGCCGUAUGUUUGACACCUGUAAGGUCGAGGCAUUACUCCCGUUUGUUUUGUUUUGUUUUGUUUUGUGUGUGUCGGUGCAGUUCUCCUCCGGGCCAGUGGGGGGCGGUGUUGGCUGAAAGAGUUUCUCCGUAAGCCGUCAGCCAUCUGCCGCAGUCACUUAGCUCCAACGGGAAGGGAAAAUGGAGGACUAACCGAAGAAAGAGCGAGCGAGGGCAUAUCGUCGGUAUUUUCUAUCGCGUAGAUUCUUUAAUCUUGUAUCAAGACAGAUGAUUACUGGUGUGAAUCCCCUGUUUUGUUCGGCGAAGCGCUUUGUCACCCAUCACUGCUAAGCUGCAGACAUACACUUUCAAAGUAGUGACUCCAUCAUCUAUGGAGGGGAAUGUGGGCCCUGAGCUCUCUCUAGCUCCUGAGCCAGAGCAGAGCCAGGACCAUAUGGAUAACUGCUCUCAAGGCUUUGGAGAUAGCGAGCAGAAGGAACAGUUAAAAACACAAAGCGAAAAUGUGGCCAAAGAGUUGUUAGAGCAGCCUGAUAAAUCUUCAAAGGGCAGCAGUGAGGUCAAGAAGACUUGGAGUUUCCGUCGGUCAACUGUUGCAAAGAGAGAGAUGCCAGUGGAGGCAGCAACCGACAACCCUGAAAAUCGCUGUCCUGUGCGCCGGAGUGGCAGGCAGCCUAAGCGUACAGACAAAUUAGAGGAAUUCCUCUUGACUACCAAAAGAGGCUCAAGAAAGAGCGCCCCUCCCAGUCUGGAAAGUGGGGAUCCUCCUUCCCAAACUCCAACUGAUGCAGAGACCGCCUCAGAGGCCAGCUUUGAUGGCAGCGCUGACUCCAAGGCUGUCGAAGACAAGCCAGAUUCGCCGGAGAGAAGGACAAGAAGCAGUGCAAGGAAGCAGACUCAAAAGAAAACUCAAGGUGGCAGGCAAACCAGAGCAAGUGGUGGAGUGACGGUCAAAGACGAGGGAAGCUCUGACAAUGAGGACGACAGCAGAGACGGCGUCAGCAAGGAUAAUUUGCAAGACAACAGUGAGGAGAAAAAGGAUGAAAAGAAUGACCCUAGUUCUGAAAACGCAGGGGCCGACAGUGCGGCACAGGCUCAGCCGGACCUGGAGAAAGCGGAGGUUGGUGAGGAGGACAAGAACAAACUUGGACAGAACAACAACGCAGAGACGGAGACUGACAAGGACAGUGCCGAGAAGGCUGCAGCAACGUCGGUAAAACGUGGACCAAUAAGAACUUACAUCAAUAAAAAAAGGGCAGCUAAUAGUAAGAAUUCCACUCCAGCUAAAGACCCUGCCCCUGCAAACAAGAACACCACUCCAGCCACUAAUAAGGAAACGGUGAAUAAAGCUACUCCAGGAAAGAUGCGUAUGCCCCAGAUGGAAGAGGACGAGGAGGAUGAUGAGGAGGAGGAUGACGAUGAGGAUGACGACUCUACAUCUUCGUCGUCAUCGUCAGUUGACUCUGAUGAAGGAGGAUAUGACCCCAAUGCACUUUACUGCAUCUGUCGUCAGAAACACAAUAAAAGGUUUAUGAUUUGCUGUGACCGCUGUGAGGAGUGGUUUCAUGGGGACUGUGUGGGCAUCACUGAGGCCCGUGGGCGACUGAUGGAGAGAAAUGGGGAGGACUACAUCUGCCCCAACUGCACUGCGAAGAAAAACCAGGUGGUCAGGCCUGCCACAUCCAUCCUCUCCACAAGUACAGAGACUGGGAAACCCAGAGCUGACGUUGGUUUUCAGAAUAAUUCUGCUCUAAACUCUUCUGCAACUGCUGCGAGAGUCAACGCCAGUGGAGCUGACUCUGGUUCGUCUGCUGUACAGACUUCAGUAACACCUGCAUUCUCCACAUCUACUGGAACUGAGGAGAAGGCAGUGGAGGACCUGGGCAUCAAAGGCAGGAUAGAGAAGGCUACCAAUCCAACCGGAAAAAAGAAGAUAAAGAUCUUUCAGCCGCAGGUAGUACAGCAGCCAGCUGAGCCAAAAGCAGAACAGAAGACCACGUCAAGUGUGGAAAAGAAGAUGGCGUCCGCAUCAGAGCAGAAACCGCCAGCAGACACGGACCAGAAAGUCGCGUCAAAUGUGGAGGUGAAAACAACGGGAGAUGCUCCACAGGACCAGGCCAAGCUGAAGGCUGACGAGGAGUCUUCCCUACCCAAAUGUAUUGGACCUGGCUGUGACAACAACGCCCAGCCAGACUCUGUGUACUGUGGAAACGAUUGUAUCCUGAAACAUGCUGCGGCCGCCAUGAAGUCCAUCACUGAUGUCAAAGAACCCAAGCAGAAGGACACGACCAAGGCUCAGAAAAACUCUACACCAAAGAGUGGUGCUAGUGGGAAGAAGGCACAGAAGGCCACCCGGGAGGAGUCGGACAGCGAGGACGAGUACAGUCCAGAGUCAGAUGAGGACGACGAAGAUGAGCAUGCUGAGGAACACCCGCCCCCACCGGCCACUGCAUCCUGGUCCAGCGACCAUAAUUACAUUGCAGUAACACCAGAAAAGACUACACCCUUAUCACCAACAGUGUUAAACAAAAAGUCCUCUCCGAAAGAAGAGAAGCAGACUGAGAAGGAGCAGAAGGAGAAGGAACUGACCCCAGCUCCUGAGAAAUCCUCCCCGGCGUCAGCAAAACCGAGCAAAGGAAACAAGAAGUCCCCACCAAAUAAAGCUAAAGCUAAGGUGUCUUUGAAGGGGAAGAAACCUGCCCUUCAAGCCGCCAGUUUAAAGGGGUCCAAGAAGCCUGCGACGCCCUCAAGCAAAACUGCCGCAAAGUCCAAGAAACCAGGCCAGUCCUCCGCCCAGUCUGCUUUCCCUCCAGGACCUAUCCACGUCACGGGAGCACUGAGAGUCACCAAGUCCAGCUUUACCAUUCCUAAGAAGCAACCUCAACAAAAAGACACUAGUUCCCACAGUCACUCCUCCCCAUCUUCUAGGGUCCCACCAUCUUCAGUUUCUUCAUCUCCCUCUAGUCACUCUUCGUCCUCUAGACCUCCUCACCCUCCGGUUUCAGCACCCACUUCUGCUCCCUUGCCGCCUCCGCCCAACAACCAGAUGAGACAGAACAUACGGCGCUCGUUGACAGACAUCCUCUAUAAGAGGGUAAGUGACAGCGACGAUCUGAAAAUGACGGAGAGUGAGGUGGGAAGACUGGCAGUCGCCAUUGAGAAAGAGAUGUUUAACCUGUGCCUUAGCACCGACAGCAAGUACAAGAACAAAUACAGGUCCCUGAUGUUCAACCUGAAAGAUCCCAAAAACAAAGGCUUGUUCUACAGAGUGGUGGGUGGUGAGAUCACUCCCUUCAGACUGGUGAGACUAAGUGCUGAAGAGUUGCUUUCCAAAGAAAUGUCUGAGUGGAGGAAGCCCGACACUUCUGAGGCUCAGUCUCCCAGUGCAAGGGCCCAGUCUAAACGGGGCAGCAGGCAAGACUCUGGUCCCCACAGCAUGGAUAUAGAGGAUGCUCCACCAACAUCUGAUGCAGAUGUAUGUAUCUCUGCCGCAUCUUCUCGCAUGGCUUCUGCUACAGACCAAGACGAGUCUGGCUCCUCCACUCCUUCAGCUGCAGCUCAGUCCUCUGCUGUGGAGGGAAACAGUGGCAGUAGCAUGCCAGACAUUUUCAGUAACAUGCUCAAAGACACCACUGCUGAACACAGGACUCAUCUGUUUAACGUCAACUGCAAAAUAUGCACAGGUCAGAAGACAGAAGAUGAGCCUGCAGCCAAAAAACCCAAACUCAACAAGAAGCCUGAAACUAAGCCAACCAGACAAGAGUCAUUUUCAUCCAGGCAAGGAGAUGUCUCUCCUGUUAGUCAACAGCAGGCUCCCACAGCAUAUCAACACCAAGAUCCUUUAACUUCUCAACACCCUCCGUCCUACCAGUCCAACAUAGAACCAGCUAUUCCAGAAUCACAGCCACAGCUUGCUCCAGAGGAUGCCAACAUGAUGGCGCCUCCAGCCCAGGUCCCUGUAACCAUCGCCCCUGCUGUCUCCUCUGUCAGCAUUACCCGCAGAGACCCACGCAUGGCUAGGCACAGCUCAGGGGUGACCGUCACUUACACUGCUCCAGCGAAACCCACUAGCAAUGCACCAGAGCUGCUCCCAACUCCCGUUACUGCUCCAGUGGAAGCUGGACCUAAGGCACCGCUGCCGAUGCCGCCAGUUCCGCUCCCUCCGGUGGCUGUGCCUAAAACAUUGAAAACAAGUACAUCUGAGCCUCCACCAGAGGGUGAAACUGCCAUCUUCCUCCAUGGUCAAGAGAAGAUUUGGAAGGGAUUUAUCAACAUGCAGUCAGUGGCUAAGUUUGUGACCAAGGCUUACCUGGUCUCAGGAUCCUUCGAGCACCUGAACGAGGAUUUGCCAGACACCAUUCAUAUUGGAGGCCGGAUAACUCCAAGCACAGUGUGGGACUAUGUUGGGAAACUGAAAACCUCUCUCUCUAAGGAGCUGUGUCUUAUCCGUUUCCACCCGGCUACAGAAGAAGAGGAGGUGGCAUAUGUCUCUCUCUUCUCUUACUUUAGCAGCAGGAAACGUUUUGGUGUGGUAGCUAACAACAACCGCCGCAUCAAAGACCUCUAUCUAAUCCCGCUGGGCUCAAAGGAUCCAUUACCUUCCAAACUGUUACCAUUUGAUGGACCAGGGCUUGAACCCGCUCGUCCUAAUCUCCUCUUGGGACUGCUCAUCUGCCAGAAGGACAGAAAGCGUGGUGGUGCCCCGUUAGAAACUGAGGAGAAACGGCCCAAGACGGUCCAAGCCAAAGAUGGAGAUGAAAUUGGCCUUCCAAAACCACCUCCCUCUCUCCGAGCAGAAAGAGGCGCAAGACAGAGUCUUGAAAUUCCCUUCAGCACAACUCCUCCGGGGUCACCUCCAUCUAGCUCCUCUGAGAUCUCCAGUAGUUCUGUGACUACCUCCUCAGUUCUUUCCCUUUUAUCUUCUGUCAAAGCUCCGGCCACAUCGACUACGACAGGCAAGGAAUCUCCAUCCUCAUCCAGUUCUGUUGCUUCCUCUGCAGCAUCUGCCACACCUCUUCAAACCCUUCUCAAAACUCUUUUUGGGAAAAAGAAGCAUGACUCAGAAGCUUCCAACUCUCCAUCUGAUCAAGGUGGGGAACUCUCUGCUCCAACUUCUACUUUACUUGACCCCAUUGUGCGGCAGUUUGCACAGAUUUCUAAAGAGAAACCGGUAGAUGAGGAUGAAGAUGACCGACCAUAUGAUCCAGAAGAAGAGUAUGACCCCAGUAGGGGCUAUAAUGUGCCCAAGAAGCCUGAUGAGGUACUAAUCAAACCUGAGCUCUCUAAGCCGUCUGAAGUGGUAAUGAGUGAGGCUGAUGAUGUGGCGUACGACCCAGAGGAUGACUCUAUUUUUGACGAUGUCAAAACUAUAGCACCACUUCAAACCAAGACUGCAACUGAAAGUACACCUGAUCCACAAAAGAUCCUUGACAGCCUUAGGCAGCUUGGAGACCAGACAUUGCAAAAACAGGGAGAACAGGAAAUGAUACCUGGUGCACUACAAACAAACAAACUUUUAACUCAACCUGCUAAAUCCCUUUUGGCCAGUAACCAGCUUCUUCAGCUUGGCAAAAAGGUUGAAGAACUAGUAAAGUCAUCAUCAGUUGCUCCCUUGAUCAACCAGAAGAGAGAUCCAAGACAGAGCAGGGAUCCUCGACAGGCUGCAGGUGGCAGGAAACCAUCUGAUGAAACUGAGGAGAAAGAGGAGACCUCUGAUCUGUUGACUGAUCCCGUUCCUCCCUCUCAGCCUCUUGUGCAAGAACCACAGCUGCCUAAUACGACUGAACUUGCAGACUCCUCACAAGGCGUAGAGACACCCCUGCCAGAAGAAGAAAUGAAAGAUGAGACGCUACCCUUCACAGGCUCAGAGAAGUCAGAGGUGUCAAUUCCUUUAUUAGGAGAGGAGGUGGUACCCGAUAUGGAAGUCAACUACAUGGAUGACAAAGAAGCAAAAACAGAGGAAGCUGAGCCAGUCGAGCCUGAGACAGAGAUCGACAAGUACAGUAUUUGGCCAAAUGCUGCCAGUAUUUUAAAAGCUGGUGAGGUCUCUGAAUAUGAAGAGAACAGCCAAGAUGCACAAACUAGCUACUAUAAUGACCACAGAAACACAACCACAAUAACGUCCACGAUCCCGGUACUCACUCAGAGCACAGCGGUAGUCGACACCCAGGCGCAUCGAAUGCCCCAUCACAUUUCAGCAUCGGGCUUUGAUGGCGAGUACAGACCUCAAGCUGACAUUCCCCCACCGUCCAGCAGCUUCCCUCCUCCCCAUUCCAUGCAGGGACAAAACCUGAUGAUGAGGCCUCCACCGGUGACUCUCCCACCACCCAUGCAGGGUAUUCCUCCUAUGUCAGGCCCCCUUCCUAUGCAAGGGCCUCCACUACCCAUUCAUGUUCCUCCUCCUGUACGCGGCCCCCUCCCCAUACAAGGAGAUGGCGGUCAGCAAUAUGGCCCACCUCCAUCUUCAUACCCUCCCUAUCAGAACCAGUGGCCAGGCAACCAGCUACCACAGCAGCAGCCACCUCCUGGGCCACCACCGCAGAAUAUCAUGCCACCCAGAGGACCACCACCACCCUUCCCUCCAAUGGCUCAGAGAGGCCCUCCUCCUCAAAUGUUUGACCCCGUCGUUCCCCCUCAGCACAUUGGACACCAAGGCCCCCAUCCAGGCCUUCCUCCACCUGCUUCAUUUGAUGGACAGAACAACUUGCCUCCCAGAUUCUCUGGUCCUCCACCACCUUUUAACUUUCCUGCGAACAGAGGUCCUCCUCCGCCAUUCGCAGCUCCACCACCACCUGGUCACUUCGAUAACAGACUCCCUCCUCAAGCCCUCUUCUCAGGGCCUAGAGCUCCUCCCCCAUCUCAGUACAGUGAUCAUGGGACUCAACCCGCAAUGGUGGACCAACCUCGGGGACCUGUAGAACAGUAUAACAAAGACUCCACUAAUAACUCUUUCAAGCUAAACCUAGACCAAAAUCCAAACACUCACCAUCAAGGCCCUUUGGCAGGUCCACCGUACGGGGGACCUCCACCCAACCAGUAUGAAGAUAGAAGACGUCCACCUAUCGCUGGGGAGGUCUUCAGUCCACAUAAUCCAUAUGGGGGCUCUAGACUAUCAUGCUCACCACCGCACAGAGGAUCUUUUGAUGAGCACAGAGGUCCUCCUCCUCAGGAGAAUAGACCUCACCUUUCUCUGCCUUUCGGAGGAUCAGAGCGGUACCGCUUUGAUAGGCACUCAGAUGAGGCUAGACCAGUACGCCACAGCGGGCCACUACUGCCAACUCCUCCAGAGGGUCCCUUAGGUCCCCCAAGUCGCAUGGGAGCCCACAGCCCUGACCUCCACAGGGAUGACCACUGGCGUCGCCAUUCUCCUGAAAUGAGGAGGAGGAGCAGCACCACGCGUGAGGACUCAGAACCUCACAGCGGAGAACGAUUCGGCAGCUUUGAAGGAGGACAUCGAGAACUUGCUCCCGGUUCCUCACAAGCCUCUGAAGAGAGACAGAGGGACAUGUCUGAGGACCGACGAAGGGAAAGAGGCAGAGAAGGCCCUCAUGCUGGCAGGCCCUCAUGGGACAGGGGGCAGGGAAUGAGAUGGAGCCGAGAGCGAGAGUGGGACAGAGGCAGAGAAAGGGACCGGGAUCCGGAGCGUAGCCGAGAAAGAGAACGGAGCAGAGGGCGGGAGGUUGAGAGGCACAGGGAGACAGAGGGAGAGAGACACAGGGAUCAAGACACAGACAAGAGGAGAGACCGGGAGAGAGAUCGGGAGAAGGAACGAGAGCGAGAAAAAGAACGGGACCGGGACAAGGAAAGGGAGCGGGAAAAGGAACGGGACCGGGAAAAGGAAAAGGAAAGAGAGCGGGAAAAGGAAAGGGACCGGGAUAAGGACAGAGACCGGGAUAAGGAAAGAGACCGGGCUAGGGAUUCUGAGCGGAGGGACUAUGACCGUGACCGGGGGAGAAACCGUGACAGAGAGCGCGAACGCGAGCGAGACAGGAGACGAGACAGAUCCAGAAGCAGAGACCGAGACCGGGAUCGUGGGAAAGACCGGGGCAGGGACAGGGAAAGGGAGAAGGAAAGGGAUCGGGACAGGGACAAAGACAAAGAUAAAGACAAAGACAGAAACCGUCGUGAAAAGAGCAGGAGCAGGGAAAAGAAAGAGGAGAGGAGGGACAGUAAACACAGUGCACCCAAGGAGAGUGAUAAAAGUGGAGAAAAUGACAAGAAAGCUUCUUAGUCUCUGCUAUAAGGACAUUAUGGUUUUGAGACUCUUAAAUCUUUCACAAGUUGAUAUAUCACUGUAAAUGUAAAUAAGCAGUAUUUCGUUAAAUUUUCACAAUUGUGUUCCUACCAGGAAAAAAAAAGCAUUUGACAAUAUUUGUAUUCUCUUUGUCACGUAAUGGUUUCUAAGUUUGUUUUAUUACAUUUGAACAGCAAAGAACAGAAGGCCAUCUAAGUUGCUUGUGUACAAGACGUAUUAAGUCAGCUACAUGUCCUUACAUGCACUCUUCCCUUGUCAAAGCUAUUUUUUGAGGAAACAAUAAUGUAACUGAUUAACACACCACUUGCGAUUUGUAAAUAUGAAUGUAUUUGUGUAUAUACUGAUGUUUUUAAUCAUACUUUUCUAAGUAGAAAAACUAAAAGCCAUAUAUCUGACAUAGAUAAUGUGAAGGUUAAGACAACACUGCUGAGACACUUGUGUGUUUAUAUGUUCAUUAGCUUUGAACUGAAAGGCUUCAGCUAGCUACCGUAUACACCCCAUAAAUGGUUGUUAAUGAAAAGUCCCUGAUUUUGUUUCAGCUCAACCAAUUAAACCUGUUUGACACAA
Molecule: messenger RNA, 8894 nt
Organism: Mugil cephalus (flathead mullet)
Lineage: Eukaryota; Metazoa; Chordata; Actinopteri; Mugiliformes; Mugilidae
Product: death-inducer obliterator 1-like
Exons: 17
Coding region: 447-8303 (2618 amino acids)
Biological process (GO): apoptotic signaling pathway; DNA-templated transcription
Cellular component (GO): nucleus
Source: RefSeq, a predicted model, not a curated record